AUGGUGAUAUCUACUGCUGAAAAAAUUUUGACUUACGUUUUUAUUGGAUUCCCAGGAUCGGCACAUGAUUCCAGAGUCUUUUCGAACUCAACAUUUGUCCAAAACAUUGCAACACAUGGUUCGCAGUUCUAUUUUCCUAAUGAAGAAUGUCAUAUAUUAGGAGAUAGUGCAUUUCCAUUAAAAAUGUGGAUGAUGACACCCUAUAAGCGUAGACCAGCUUUAAAUAGAAUUGAAAGACAGCACAACUAUCAUUUGAGUGCUGAUCGUGUUGUGGUCGAACAUAUUUUUGCCCGCAUUAAAGGUCGAUUUAGGAGAGUAAUAUUCAUUAACACCUACUCCAUUAGCAAAGCUAUUGAAAUAACCACUGCUGCAUGCGUUUUACAUAAUUUUUGCUACAUGAAUAAAGAUCAGUGGGAAGAUGAGCUCUAUGAAGAUGUUAACGUACAAGAGUUCAUUGCAGAAGACAAUGAUGAAGAAACUCGAAGAGCACAACUCAAAAGGAACCAAAUAGCUAGAGAAUUAUUAAACAAUGUAUAA
Zophobas morio is the source of this 537-nucleotide messenger RNA. RefSeq names its product putative nuclease HARBI1. The coding region runs from base 1 to 537 and encodes 178 amino acids. The record is from RefSeq and is a predicted model, not a curated record. NCBI's taxonomy places the organism in Eukaryota, Metazoa, Arthropoda, Insecta, Coleoptera, Tenebrionidae. The transcript has 2 exons.